Pseudogymnoascus destructans is the source of this 360-nucleotide messenger RNA. RefSeq lists its product as uncharacterized. Bases 1 to 360 code for a protein of 119 amino acids. The record is from RefSeq and is a predicted model, not a curated record. The transcript has a single exon. Lineage: Eukaryota; Fungi; Ascomycota; Leotiomycetes; Thelebolales; Thelebolaceae.
AUGGGACAGAUGAGUAAGAAGGUUGAUUUCUCGUUGGGGAUGAGUGGGAUUAGUAGUGGGGCGGAUAUGGGGGAUAUUUAUGAUAAGCCGAAGGUGCGCGUCCCUGUGUCGUUCCGCGAAGCUGAAGCGGAAGAUGAGGAAGAGAAGGAGGGGGGGAGGAGAAGUGGUGGCGGUGGUGGGGAUGGAGCGAGUCUUGGGAGGACGGGGAGUAGAGAGAGUGGGAGUGUGAGGAGUAGGAGUAAGGAGGGGGGGUUGUUUGGGAGGAGGAGUAAGGAGGCGGUGUCGCCGGGGGAUUUGGAGGCACAGGUUGGCAGGAGUGGAGUGCAGAUGAGUGAGCUUGCUGGGGCGGGCGAGGGGUAA